Molecule: messenger RNA, 521 nt
Organism: Gordionus sp. m RMFG-2023
Lineage: Eukaryota; Metazoa; Nematomorpha; Gordioida; Chordodea; Parachordodidae
Product: trafficking protein particle complex subunit 2-like
Exons: 4
Coding region: 68-493 (141 amino acids)
Biological process (GO): endoplasmic reticulum to Golgi vesicle-mediated transport
Cellular component (GO): cytoplasm; TRAPP complex; nucleus
Source: RefSeq, a predicted model, not a curated record
GUGAAAUUUCAAUCAAUUAAACCCAUUUUUAACAAUAACGUUCAACGGUAUACAUAAUUACCCGUAAAUGUCAGGGAAUUAUUAUUUUGUUAUAGUUGGACAUUAUGAUAAUCCCCUCUUUGAAUUAGAAUUUAAAUGCAAUCCGACUACUUCUGAAUACAAAGAGGAUCAAAGGCAUUUAAAUCAAUUUAUAGCUCAUGCAGCUCUGGAUCUUGUUGAUGAACACAUGUGGGCUACAAACAACAUGUAUUUGAAAACAAUAGAUAAAUUUAAUGAAUGGCUUGUUUCAGCAUUUGUUACAGCUGGAAAGAUAAAAUUUUUGAUGUUACAUGAUCUUAAAAUUGAGGAUGGUAUAAAGAAUUUCUUCUAUGACAUUUAUGAAAUAUACAUCAAGUUCAUGCUUAAUCCUUUUUAUGAAGUAAAUACUCCCAUAAUAUCUACAUCAUUUGAAAAAAAAGCAUUAUCAAUAGCUAGAAAACAUCUUACUUUAUAGUAUUAUAUUUAUUAUUACUAAUAAAAUG